Messenger RNA from Octopus sinensis (East Asian common octopus), 484 nucleotides. RefSeq names its product universal stress protein YxiE. Lineage: Eukaryota; Metazoa; Mollusca; Cephalopoda; Octopoda; Octopodidae. The record is from RefSeq and is a predicted model, not a curated record.
GAUGAUAAUAAUAAUUCUGCUAACUCUUUUUAUGUGUUUAAGUGUUUUAUUAUCUUGAUUUCUUUCAGAUUAUCUUCAAAAUGUUUAUAAGAAACGAGACAGGAUUAUCUUUGUCCAUGCUCCAGAAUACACAGAAGCUAUCAAUUCACCUUUAACAUCUGGUGGAGUGGAUCCAGCUAUUGUUGUGGAGUUAAUAAAGAAAGAGAAAGAAAUGGUACGGAAAUUAAUGGAAAAAUACACAAACAAAUUAAAGAUGGCAAAGUUACAAGGAAGAUUAUUACAGGUAAACGGCAAACCAGGUGAAGCCAUCAUAAAGGUUGUGAAAACUGAAGGUGCAACUAUAUUGAUUCUUGGUUCCAGAAUCGGUAAAGUGCAGCGAGCAAUUAUGGGGAGUGUCAGUGAUUACUGUGUCCACCAUUCACCUGUUCCAGUUCUAGUUUGCAGAAACAAAGACAAAAAGUGAAUAAAUUCAAAGACAAUUUAA